UCAUUUCAUUGCAAAGAAAAAGAAAAACACAAAAGAGAGGAGAGACAUGUUUUACAGACAGAAGAGAACAGCUGAUAGAUGAUAACAACAACAACAACUGCGUGGUAAGAACACAACACAAAACAACGUUGUUGUUGUUAUUGUCUUAUAAUAUUGCUAGAUCAAUUUUACUUCUUCUAACACACCGAACCCAAACACCUUCUGGGUCGGGUUCGGGGUUGUCGGAUCCGAUUCUCUGCUUCAAUCGUUGUUGUUCUGGUGCUGCUGGCUGCUUCUCCUUCUCCUUCUCCUUUUAUGGUUCUGUUUUGUUGUUUGCUCUCAACAAAUCAUCACUUUUUAGGUGUUCCGAAAGGGAGGUGUGAAUGGCUGGGAUUGAUGAAAAUGUUGGGGUCCCCGGGGAUUGGAGUGGUCCUAGCCCGAGUCCCAGAACCUUUUUCUCUGUAAUGUUAGGGGAGGAUAAUGUAGCAAGAUCAAUGUCAGACCCUCCUCCAGGUGGUGAUGGAGCACAAGAUGGUGAUCAGAAGUUGGUGUCACGGGGUGGUCUUGUUGAGAGGAUGGCAGCUAGAGCAGGGUUCAAUGCACCCAGGUUGAACACUGACACCAUUAGAUCUACUGACCUUUCACUCAAUUCUGAUGUUCCUUCUCCAUACUUGACCAUACCACCUGGUCUCAGUCCUACCACACUUUUAGAUUCUCCGGUCUUCCUUACAAAUUCACUGGCACAGCCAUCUCCAACAACGGGAAAGUUUCCGUUCAUCUCAAACGGCAACAUAUCAUCCGAUGCUCCUGAAAGAUGCAAAGAUAACAGCUUUGAUGAUAUUUAUGCAUCAUCCUUUGCAUUCAAGCCUACAACAGAUUUAGGCUCCUCUUUUUAUCAAGGCGCUGCCAGAAAAAUGAAUCCUACUACAAUAGCUCAACAAUCUCUUCCUAGUGUUGAGGUCCCUGUUCAGUCGGAACAUUCUUUUCAAUCGCGAAGUGCUAAUGUAGUAAAAUCUCAAACUCAAAAUAAAAAUGGCCUCCAUCUUCAGCCAGACUUUAUUGAGUCAUCUCCUCAACAGGAUACUGUCGGUGUUAGCGUUGAGCAUUCGCCACAACUUGAAGAGCAAGCAGAUGAAGAGGGAGAGCCAAGAGGGAAUGGUGACUCAAUGGCUGCUGGUUUUGGUGGUGCACCAUCUGAAGAUGGAUAUAAUUGGAGAAAAUAUGGCCAGAAGCAAGUUAAGGGUAGCGAGUACCCACGAAGUUACUACAAGUGUACACAUCCAAAUUGUCCUGUGAAAAAGAAAGUAGAACGAUCUCAUGAAGGCCACAUAACAGAGAUCAUCUAUAAGGGAGCACACAAUCAUCCUAAACCUCCUCCGAAUCGCCGCUCAGGAAUAGCUUCAGCCAACCCUCCAAGUGACAUGCAAAUGGACAAUCCGGAGCAUGUUGAACGACAAAGUGGCAGCGAUGGAGAGCUGGGCUGGGCUAAUUUACAUAAGGGGAAUGUAGCUGGAGCUGCUAAUUGGAAGAAUGACAACCUUGAAGUGACAUCAUCAGCAUCUGUUGCCCCCGAGUAUUGUAACCAGUCCACCAAUUCACAGGCUCAAAAUGGUACUCAGUUUGACUCGGGAGAUGCGGUGGAUGCAUCUUCUACUUUUUCUAAUGAAGAUGAUGAUGAUGAUCGAGGUACUCAUGGUAGUGUAUCAUUAGGUUAUGAUGGAGAAGGAGAUGAAUCAGAGUCUAAAAGAAGGAAACUGGAAUCAUAUGCAACAGAGUUGAGUGGAGCUACUAGAGCUAUUCGCGAACCUAGAGUUGUUGUACAAACUACCAGCGAAGUAGACAUACUUGACGAUGGUUAUCGGUGGAGGAAAUAUGGGCAGAAGGUUGUCAAAGGAAAUCCCAACCCGAGGAGUUACUACAAGUGCACCAAUGCAGGCUGCACUGUGAGGAAACACGUUGAGAGAGCAUCACAUGACCUUAAAUCUGUAAUCACCACAUAUGAGGGCAAGCACAACCAUGAUGUUCCUGCCGCACGCUCUAGCAGUCAUGUCAAUGCUAACGCUUCUGGCAGUGUUCCCGGGCAAGCACCUGGCGUUCUGCAACCCCAUGUUCACAGACCUGAACCAACUCAAGUUCCCGGUGGCAUUGGAAGGCUUGAGAGGCCUCCUGCCCUCGGUGCAUUCAGCCUACCGGGGAGGCAGCAGCUAGGACCUCCACAUGGCUUCUCCUUUGGAAUGAAUCAACCUCUUCUACCGAACUUGGCGAUGCCUGGAUUCGGCCCCGGGCAAGCAAAGCUCCCUGUGAUGCCGGUUCAUCCAUUCUUGGCAACGCAACAACAACGUCCUCCUAAUGAGAUGGGGUUCAUGUUACCCAAGGGUGAACCAAAUGUGGAGCCUAUUCCUGAGCGUCAUAACCUGCCCAGUGGCUCAUACCAAGAUCUCAUGAGUCGCAUGCCCCUUGGACCUCACAUGUGAAAUUUCAUUCCUUUAUUCUUUCUUUAAAGGAAACCCCAAUGUUUUACAUUCACAAAUAUAUAUACAUACAUACAUAUAUAUGCAUAUGUAAUGCGCAGGCAUACAUUUACAUAGGUGAACUUUUUCAUCAGUUAUUCUUAUUCAGUCUCUUGUGUAAUGUGCUGACAUUCUUCAUGAUAUGUCAAAAGGUAUAUGUAGUUUAUUC
Messenger RNA from Arachis stenosperma, 2658 nucleotides. Its product is annotated as probable WRKY transcription factor 2. Gene Ontology annotation, molecular function: DNA-binding transcription factor activity; sequence-specific DNA binding. The transcript has 6 exons. NCBI's taxonomy places the organism in Eukaryota, Viridiplantae, Streptophyta, Magnoliopsida, Fabales, Fabaceae. Gene Ontology annotation, biological process: regulation of DNA-templated transcription. The record is from RefSeq and is a predicted model, not a curated record. Bases 363 to 2453 code for a protein of 696 amino acids.